Carassius gibelio (silver crucian carp) is the source of this 2476-nucleotide messenger RNA. RefSeq names its product zinc finger protein 502-like. The record is from RefSeq and is a predicted model, not a curated record. Bases 134 to 1492 code for a protein of 452 amino acids. The transcript has 4 exons. NCBI's taxonomy places the organism in Eukaryota, Metazoa, Chordata, Actinopteri, Cypriniformes, Cyprinidae.
UACAUCAUUGUGUCAGCAGACACGCCCAUUACUUCCAUCUUAGCCAUGUGGAAAUGACCACAAACGACUGCACGACCGCUCCGUUUGUUUUUUCAUUGUGAAUAUAACUGUGCAUGUUCAAAACACGAGCACAAUGUCCGAGUCCGUGUGCAGGUUUCAGGCCGAGGUGGCAGCCGUUAUGGAGGUAUUACUGAAGGUGGCCGUCGUGGAGAUAACGAAAGUUUUCGAAGGACGCGCAUUGGAUUGCCAUGGCUGCAGGGUCGAUAGAGAAGCUCAGGUCAAAGAAAACCUGGUGUGUGUCCCUGACAUCAGGGCUCAUAUGAAAAGUGCAUUGACUGAUCUCUCUGAAAAGAUGGUUUGUAGCGUCGGCGUGCAAGUAGGAGAGACACUGCUGUCCCACCAUCAGGAUCCGUACAUGCCCACUGAGAGAGACGAGAUUUGUCUGCUGGAAUCCAGAGGAGAGGAGGGGCUUUCUCCCUCUGAAAAACUCUGUGAGGAGUCUCCAGAAGCUGUGGAUUUGCAAUGCAUGGUUGACCUUCCAUGCACUAUCUUCAAAGAAACUGGGAUUGGCAGAGAAGACGGCUUAAUUCAUGAAGCCCAAUGGCCAGAUGACUUAAAGAAAACCGAGAUAAUUCAGGAAAAUGGUCUUCAGGAAUCCUUUUCAGACUCUAUAGUAGAUCCAGAGUCUCAUCUGUUCAGCUCUGUUUUAGGUAGCAUUCCCAGUGCAGACCUGUCCACUGACACUAUGUGGGACCUUAGCCUUAUGGAAGUCAGUUCUUUGGCGUCUGUUGAAAAGUCGCCUCUCAUAGAACCUCCUCAAUCCAGCAGAACCCCAGCGGAGGCCACUGAACUCAGCCAGGCAUCAGGUGAUAGUACUGCCAGUGCGAAGAAGGUGCGCUUCCAGCUGAGCCAAACACCGUUCGACUGCAAACUGUUACGGCCUUGCUCUGUGCAACUUGUCAACCUCUUGAAGCCAUCCAGUGAACAAAGGCUAAACGGUUCAAACAGAAAAUGCUUUUCUACACCCAAAGACCUGCGAAUCCAUCAGCGUGUCCAUACGGGACGUCGGCUGUGCUGCUUUAAAGAGUGUGGGAACGGCAUUUGGCGUCUGCAGGGUGUCUUCGUACAUGGAAAUGCUUAUGUCUGCAAGAUCUGUGGCAAGAAGUUCAAACGCAAGAAGAUCCUGAAGCGUCAUGAGCGAUUUCAUACAGGUGAAAAACCAUAUUCAUGCAGGGGGUGUAAAAAGACAUUCGCUCUGCGGAAAAGCCUGCGAAGACACGAACGCUUCCACACUGGAGAGAGACCACACGUCUGCCCGCACUGCAGGAAAGGCUUCCGUCUCAAAAACAAUCUGAAGGCUCAUCUGCGCUUUCACACAGGGGAAAAGCCUUUCGUUUGCAACCUGUGCUCAAAGGGUUUUAGGAUCCACAAGAACCUUGAGAAACACAGGCUCGCUCACGCGGCGCCAGUUAGCUUUCGAACUCUUCAAUAACUGACAAACGUUGUGUGUGACCUAAACCAAACGCCAUAUUUCUACCUCACAUCAGAACCACUGUAUCCAACCGUAAAUCUAGCACACAAUGGCAGGAAGAACGUCAGGGUGACUCAUUUUGUGGUCACAUUUUCUCUGUGAUAUCAUGUUGUAAAAGUUUUUUUUAAAAGUGUUUCUGGACCGUUUUCUUCUAUUGUAAUCUUUGCCCCCAGCUGCAUCUGUACUAAUACUAUACAAACGUUUUAUUCUUCAUGAGGUUCUUGCCUGUAAGAGUAACACACCCAGGGCAUUACAGGGUGCAGUCAUACAGUCCAACACUAGUAGGCUUGACUGAUUCUCGAUUGAUGUAAAUACUAAAAUCAUAGUUCUAGGUCGCUUUUAAACUUUUAGUUUUUUUAAAGAAUGUUUUUAUCUUGUGUCAUAACUGUUUUAAUGCCCUAAAUCUUGUCUGGACCUGUUCAAGUGUAGUUGAACACUGGAGAUGAUUGGAUGCUGCCGGAUUCACAGCCUUGUAAUCAUUUUUUAAGCAAUUUGUACUUUAUAUGUUUUUUUAAAACGUUACUAUUUCUUAGCAGCUUUGUUCACUUUAAGCUUAUUUUUAAAAAAGCUAAAAAAAAAAAACUUUAACUUUGUUAGAGACACUACUGCUCACAUUUUCCCAUUAUUAUGUUUUACAUUCUUUCUUGCAUUUAAUGUGAGAUCAUUAUUUGGAGAAAUCAAACAUUUCACUUGAAAUCUUAAAUUGCCAGAGAGAUUUUUUUUUUUUUAAUAAAUGUGAAUCUUUGUCUUAUUCUUUGUUUUUAACCAGCUAUGCUUCAUCAAUCGUAUGGUUUUAGUUUGAUAUAAAAAAAAACCCAUGUAGUAACUUAGAUUUGUGAGUUUAUAACCAACAAAAGAAAUUGUUCCACUAUAUUUCCUGUUUUUCCAUUCCUCAUGGCCACUGAUAAACAUUUCAGUUUUCUUUUUGAAUAAACAAUAACCUUA